Messenger RNA from Macrosiphum euphorbiae (potato aphid), 261 nucleotides. The record is from the annotation of a GenBank genome assembly. Lineage: Eukaryota; Metazoa; Arthropoda; Insecta; Hemiptera; Aphididae.
AUGAAUGAACUAAAAAUAUACCCUCCGCUGAAUAAAAUCAUGGCUGGUCAAGCAUUCAAAACAGCUUCCUACACCGCACCGCUCGUCCUUGCGACCGUUACCAAUUUUGCAUACAGAACGCUCACGCGACAACAAAGUCGUGUACGUGUUUAUAAAACAAUACAGUGUAUGGGGUUGAUAUUGGUAUGUUUCGGGGAACCAAUCAAGAACCAGCUGCUCGAAACGGCCGCAAAAUGGUCCUCGUCCGCCGCCCAGUCAUGA